AUGUCUGCGUGGGAAGACGAAGUGGUGGAGAGCCUCGACUUCGAGGGGAUCAACCAUGCUGAAAUUUACACUGGUGGGAAUCUUGUGAACGAGUUGCGGCGCUACGACCAGUUCCUCAGGGACUAUGUCCGUAGCGAUCCCAGUGCUACAUUACCAGCGAAGAUUAUGAGCGGCAAGGAGAUCAGCAAUACACGUAUACGGAAUUGGGCAAAUUUCCAGGCACCGCCUAUGGUGUUGACUUUUGUCUGCGCUGGAAAGCUUGAUACAGCAACUCGCGUCCGCGAGAUCUUCCGUGCAUGGAUAAUGGCUUCUCCUCCGGAUUACCAGGCCAAAGGGUAUGGUGACAUCCUCCGCAUCUUCAUGAGGGCAUCUGGAGCAUUGCGGCAUUUAGCCGGCGACCGUUCUGGUGAGUUUGUCCAUAUCUGCGAACACUUCAUCGACCCUGCGGUGAUCGAAGACGAAGCGCGACUAGCAGCAGGUGAACUGGAAAAGGAUUUGAGUGGUAUUCGGCUUAAUCUGGACACACCAGCCAUCGACGUCGUGCAGGACCAAAACUUCUACUCCAUGAACGUCAUGUUGCAUGGAGGAUCGAGUGCACCAAUGAACAUUCAUGACUUGGCCCUAUUAUUGCGACGCAUUCCAGAGAAUGCUGACUAUCCGUUGGUAUUUGCUGCCAACUCGCUUCAAGCGUUCAACGUUUGCGGCUACGUCCUCUACUCCUAUGUGAAUUGGGGAGAUCGCCAAGCAGGGGAGGUACUCUAUCCAUGGACGAACAAUAUCCUGCGCGAACACGGCGUAACUGUUCAACAGUACAUCGUGGAUCAACUGGAGAACGUGCUCAAGGACCAGAGAAGCAAUGGGCUACAACUGCCUGAGUCUUUCUUCUCCUGUGCAUGGAAUCAGCUGCGUAUCGAAGGUGGGUAUGCGGAUGCAAGCUUGGAAAGGAUAGCCGUCAUCGAGUCAUGGGAAACCGAGUUCCAGGCUAUAGAAGCACCGGAACCUCUCGUGGUGGGCGAUGGAAA
Messenger RNA from Symbiodinium sp. CCMP2456, 1022 nucleotides. Lineage: Eukaryota; Dinophyceae; Suessiales; Symbiodiniaceae. The record is from the annotation of a GenBank genome assembly.